UGAUUACAAGCCAGCCAUCGGUGCAGCGAAGCAUAAGGAGCGAUUGAGGUAAAGCAAAAGUCCGUCGCGGCGGAGAAGAGGAGAAGAUGCGGUGGGGAGGUUCAGCGAAGGAGAGAAGUGUCAACGUUGAAGAAGAAUGAGUGAAUGACCUAUUGACGUUCGCAAUUUCAAGGGCAUAUUAGGUGUUUAGGGCAGCUACUGAUUAGUUUAACGGGUUGGGUUAGUGGGCUUACAGUUUUAGAAGCCCAAACACGUUUUAGAAGCCUAAUUUUAACCCGAAUGCACAAACACGUUUUGAGACGCCGUUUCCACGACCUUGCGAUUCAGCGCAGCAUUGAAGGCGAUUUUUUACUAGCAUGGCAGCAAUAAUGUUGACGACUAUGAAUAUUCCUCUGCACACUUCGGUUUGGGUUAAUUCCCGGCGGAAGAGUUGGUGCUGCUACGCCUCACUUUCGCAGCCAGACAGGAAGGAGAUCCGUCUCGGUUUGCCCAGCAAAGGUCGCAUGUCCGCUGACACCCUCGAACUUCUCAAGAAUUGUCAAUUGUCAGUGAAGCAGGUCAAUCCUCGUCAGUAUGUUGCUGAAAUUCCUCAGCUAUCCAACCUCGAAGUUUGGUUUCAGAGGCCCAAAGACAUCACAAGAAAAUUGUUAUCUGGAGAUCUUGACCUUGGUAUUGUUGGACUCGAUACUUUCAGUGAACAUGGCCAGGGUAGUGAAGAUCUUAUCAUUGUCCACGAGGCUCUCGAGUAUGGUGAUUGCCGUUUAUCCCUUGCGAUUCCCCAAUAUGGAAUAUUUGAAAAUGUAAAUUCAGUGGACGAGCUUGCAAAAAUGCCUCAAUGGACAGAAGAAAAGCCUCUACGAGUUGCUACUGGUUUCACCUAUCUGGGGCCUAAAUUUAUGAAAGAGAAUGGACUUAAGCAUGUCACAUUUUCAACUGCUGAUGGAGCACUGGAGGCAGCUCCUGCGAUGGGGAUAGCUGAUGCUAUCUUGGACCUUGUAAGUAGUGGGACCACACUGAGAGAAAACAACUUGAAGGAAAUCAAAGGUGGAGUUGUUUUGGAAAGCCAGGCUGUGUUUAUUGCAAGCAGGAAAUCGAUGAUCCAACGGAAAGGAGUUCUUGAAACAACACAUGAGAUGCUUGAGAGGUUGGAAGCACAUCUGAGGGCCAUUGGGCAGUUCACGGUUACUGCAAACAUGAGGGGAAGCAGUGCAGAGGAAGUGGCUGAGAGAAUACUGAGUCAACCAUCAUUAAUGGGUUUGCAGGGACCCACUGUAAGUCCUGUUUUCUGCAAGCAUGAUGGGAAGGUAACAGCAGACUAUUAUGCCAUAGUCAUAUGUGUGCCUCAGAAGGCACUAUACAAGUCUAUACAACAACUGAGAGCGAUUGGAGGCAGUGGAGUUCUUAUAUCACCCUUGACCUAUAUUUUUGAUGAAGAAACUCCAAGAUGGCGUCAGCUCCUAUCUAAACUUGGGCUGUAGCCAUUUAUGAUCAAUCUAUGGAGUCAUUUGUGGAUGUUUCGUUUUUCAGAUACUUCCAAAGUAGAUGAGCAUUAAAUCUAUGGUGAAAGCUGCAAAAGCCUAGUACACCAAAAUGGAGGACGUAGAUAACUAAAAUUGCACUUUUAGAUUGUAAUUUUUGUAGCAAGCCUGUAUCUUCUUCCUUUCGUUCUCUUCAUAACAUUGGUAAUCGCUAGAGAAGUGACUGCUUCUUGGUCCUUUCCGGGGGGAUUGUUAUUUCAGUUGAACUGGGAUUUUGCUUCGGUGUUUUAAUUUUAAACUUUGAAGUAGAUUUUAUUUUAUUUGUGACCUUAAUGAGUUGGCCAUCUUUCGAAUGAUGUUUGAUACGUUAGAAUGCCCAGCGAAGAAAUGUGUCUAAUGAAUAAAAUUUUGGUUUUUUUUA
Glycine soja is the source of this 1899-nucleotide messenger RNA. Its product is annotated as ATP phosphoribosyltransferase 2, chloroplastic-like. The record is from RefSeq and is a predicted model, not a curated record. The transcript is spliced from 11 exons. NCBI's taxonomy places the organism in Eukaryota, Viridiplantae, Streptophyta, Magnoliopsida, Fabales, Fabaceae. Gene Ontology annotation, biological process: L-histidine biosynthetic process. Bases 357 to 1478 code for a protein of 373 amino acids. Gene Ontology annotation, cellular component: cytoplasm. Gene Ontology annotation, molecular function: magnesium ion binding; ATP phosphoribosyltransferase activity.